CCCGCUCGCCCAGGCCCCGGGGCAGCGCGCGCCGCCGCGUUCUCCCCGAUUCCCCGGAGCCCGCUGCCGCCCGGGCCCGCGUCCUGCCCCAGUACCCGCAGCCCGCAGGCCGCACCGCCCAGGUCUUUCCCCUACCGCCGCUCGCCCACAGACUCCGACGUGUCCCUUGACUCCGAGGACUCCGGGCUUAAGUCGCCUGGUAUCCUAGGCUACAAUAUCUGUCCCCGCGGGUGGAACGGCAGCCUGAGGCUCAAGCGUGGCAGCCUCCCCACCGAGGCCUCCUGCACCACCUAAAGCUCCACGCGCAGCGCGGGAAGGCCGAGCCAGGAGAAGAGGCAUCGGGCUUAGGGGACCCCAGCAUCGAGACUCCGAGGGGAUGACCUCAAUGGACAGACCCAGAGAUAGGGGUAAAGGGGAAGGAGAGCUCUGGGCUUGGGAAUGGAGUAGCCACUCAAGCUCGGCUUCUAGCCCUUGCCGUUGUCAUUUAAUGUGUAACCCUGGGCAAGACCCUUUCUCCGUUUGCCUCUCAGCUUUUUCAUCUGAGAUGUGGCUUUGGCCAAGAUAGUCUCCAAACGUCUAAAUUUCCCUUCCAUCAUCACACACGUGCCUUGGAGGAGGCAGCUGUGCAAAUGGCCCUUGGCAUCUCAGGAUUCCAUGUUCCUUUCUCCCUCUGGGCUUUGCUCUCUGGAGUCUGGCACAUGAGGGGUGUGUUCAGAAAAGCCUAGGCCAUGUCCCAAUCCCAGCCCCUGGCUUGACCAUCCACCUCCUUGGCACCAAGUCCUAGGCAGGAGCAGCUGUUUUCCAUUUCUUCUCAGACAAGCUCUAUUUUUACCCAGUGACCUUUAGAGAGCUCUCCCAGGCCAGCUCAAGGUGCCCUGCUGGCCCCUGUGGAGAGAAGGGGCAGGAAGAUUCUCCCCAGGCCAUGUCAUGUUGCUUUCCCCACCCCAGCUCAGGGUGUUUAGGGUAUCUUCUCUGUAGCCAGAGAAGAGCACUGUAGGUUGAUGAUUCCACCAGGCCUAGAACCUGUGCCCCUUGCCCAUCUAUCCUUCUGGGCCUAUUCAUAGCAGGUUCUGGGUUCAAGUGGAGCUGGAAAGAGAAGAAAUAUAGAGCUACCCCUUGGCCUUACUUGACUGCCCUCAGUUUGGGUUUGCCUGUUUGGAAAGAGGGAGGCAAAGAAUUCCUUGUUAUGGAAAAUGCAAGCCAUGUCCAGGAUGCAUAGCGGAGAUUCUAGCAGGGGAUGGGAUUGGCUUCAGUAACCUCUGAGGUCUUUUCUGGUCCAGCAACGCAUUCCAUAGUAUUAGGAAGUGGGGAAGAGUGGGGGUGAAGAAUUGUGGAGCUUGAAUUCAGGGGCAAAUGAGCUUAAGUAGGUGGGUGAAGGGUUAGGCCAGGUUGGCCUGUGUUUCUGGCUACCUAUAAAGAUUCUUCUUCUUCAGUUUCAGGUCCCAACCCCAGUGUCAUACCAUGCCCAGAAGAGUGGUCACUGUUCUGUCCAUUUCUUUCCUAUUGCACUGUGGCCUAGUUCAUGCCUGUUGCCCAGUGAUCUUGGGGAGCCUGGCUGGAGGCUCUAGAUUAUCCCUUAAACCUCAGUGACUCUGAUUCCA
Messenger RNA from Castor canadensis (American beaver), 1601 nucleotides. The record is from RefSeq and is a predicted model, not a curated record. NCBI's taxonomy places the organism in Eukaryota, Metazoa, Chordata, Mammalia, Rodentia, Castoridae.